This is a messenger RNA of Scheffersomyces stipitis CBS 6054, 1246 nucleotides long. Its product is annotated as Smc5-Smc6 complex subunit. Gene Ontology annotation, biological process: DNA repair. Gene Ontology annotation, cellular component: Smc5-Smc6 complex; nucleus. The annotation marks the transcript as partial. NCBI's taxonomy places the organism in Eukaryota, Fungi, Ascomycota, Pichiomycetes, Serinales, Debaryomycetaceae. The transcript is spliced from 2 exons. The record is from RefSeq and is a predicted model, not a curated record.
UAGACUCGGUCCAGAUUCCUCUAUAAGUAUACAUAUGCCUGCCUUUGUCCUGUCUGACCGGCCCCAGUCUGCCAGCGAUCGAUAUCUGGAAGAUUAUAACGAUUCGUACGAAGAUUCCAAUUCUGUAGCAAGUUCAAACUCAAUUUCUAAUUCCAAUUCUGACAACAUAUACCACAGCCAAGUCAACAGCCAUGAUACCAGUGGCAACAGCUUUGACAGUAGCACCGCCCACAGUCCUCGCUUCAUUUCUGACCACAGCUCUCCCCUGGGCUCCCGGAAGAUGACCAAGCUUCUGCGAGAACAGCAUCUCCACAACUACGACCGUCUUCGAGCCAAACUUCGAGCCAAUCUCUCCGAGGCUAACAAGGGUGAAGCCUCGAAUAUCGUCUUGGAUCAUCUUAAUGAUUUGCGGUCGGUCUACACCAAUGUUCAACAGGAAAGAAAUCGUGACACACGGAUCCACUUGACCGACUCAGAAGCGUUCAAAGAAACGGCUGAUUUUGCAGCAACCAACGCCCGAAACUUGAAGUUCAAUGAUGCUGGAAUAGCUCUCGAAACGCGUCUGUUCAUGUCACGUUUGCGACGUUUUGCUAGCGGAGACGUAGGCUCUCACGAAAAUGACGAUGAUGAGGACGAAAACAUCACUACAGGCGAAGAAAUGUUCAAUCGCACGAAUUGGAUCCGUUUGGGUAUAUUAUACCAUCAGGUGAGUCGAAGGGCUGUGCUGAUAGACUUCUUAAACGGGCCCUUGGCUAGUGAAAGAAAGAAGGCGGUAGCAAGAAACCGCAAUAUAGAUGACACGCAACUGGGAGCGGCUGCUACUACGGCCAAACAUGUCCAGAGUAGCGAGCUUGAGACUGACGAAGAGAAAAGUACUGCCCAUAUUAUCAGAAGUAUCUUCAGCACUUUGCAGGAAAUGGAUUUGGAUGAAGGAGUGAACUUUGUCAAGUUUUUCAUCAAUCCCAACUCGUUUGCCCAGUCGGUAGAAAACUUGUUUUUCAUCAGCUUUCUUGUACGUGACGGUAAGUUGAAGGUGUAUCAGGGCCCUGAUCUGGUUCCUAUGGUCAAGAUUCCUACUGUAGAAGAAAUGGAGGAAGUAUCUCUUCGAGGAAAGGACGUGGAAACUAACCACCAUAUCGCUAACCUAGACUAUGCUACCUGGGAGGGACUCAUCCUGACAUUUAAUAUCACAGAGUCAUUCUUGGGCCAUCGUGACGAAGAGGAAGACACGAUUCCUCAGGAAGAC